CUCCUUUAGCGAAGCAACAACAACAACAGGCGGAAUUAUUCUUCUGUUCAGCAUCAAGCUCUACAUUUCUCACUAUAUAAAGCAUCACAAUCUGUGAGGCCAUUUCAUUCUGAUUCAUUUGCCAGAGAUCUAGCAUUGGAACUACGUCACAAUGAGCACAAGUCUCCGGCCGUAUCUUCAAUGUGUUCGCUCGUCACUUUCGGCGGCGCUCGCUAUCUCCAAUUUCGCCAGCCAGACUUCGGAAAGGCACAAUGUGCCAGAGAUUGAAGCAGCAAGCUCUCCUGAGCUUCUGCUCAACCCAUUGAUCAUUUCGCGAAACUCCGACGAACGCACCUUCAUCGAACCCUCGGUCAACUCCGUCCGUGUGUCCCUCAAGGUCAAACAGGCCGACGAAAUCGAACAUAUCUUAGUGCAUAAGUUUGCGAGGUUCUUAACGCAGCGUGCAGAUGCGUUCCUGAUUCUCCGGAGGAAGCCGGUGGAGGGCUAUGAUAUAUCGUUCCUAAUCACGAACUUCCAUACUGAGGCUAUGCUGAAACAUAAGAUCGUGGAUUUCGUGAUCGAGUUUAUGGAAGAGGUGGACAAGGAAAUCUCGGAGAUGAAGCUUUUCCUGAACGCGCGUGCCCGUUUCGUGGCUGAGUCGUUCUUGACACCGUUCGACUAAAUAUGUGGAGUACCAGAAACGCGCCGCACGGGCUUUUAUGUCGCUGACAUGGUGGAAAUCUCUAGGGGCGCCUCUAUCGGCUGCUUGCUCACUUAGCUGAAACGCUAUGGUGCUUUUGGCUGCUUUCAUGGCUGACUGAUGCCUGAUAGGCCGGUAGGUCGAGUGAAUGUCUCCAAACAUGACCAAACGACUCUACCGAU
Aspergillus aculeatus ATCC 16872 is the source of this 861-nucleotide messenger RNA. Its product is annotated as actin-related protein 2/3 complex subunit 4 family protein. Gene Ontology annotation, cellular component: Arp2/3 protein complex; actin cytoskeleton. Bases 152 to 661 code for a protein of 169 amino acids. Lineage: Eukaryota; Fungi; Ascomycota; Eurotiomycetes; Eurotiales; Aspergillaceae. Gene Ontology annotation, molecular function: actin filament binding. Gene Ontology annotation, biological process: actin filament polymerization; Arp2/3 complex-mediated actin nucleation. The transcript has 6 exons. The record is from RefSeq and is a predicted model, not a curated record.